Messenger RNA from Prunus mume (Japanese apricot), 564 nucleotides. RefSeq names its product kiwellin-1-like. The record is from RefSeq and is a predicted model, not a curated record. Lineage: Eukaryota; Viridiplantae; Streptophyta; Magnoliopsida; Rosales; Rosaceae.
AUGAAGAAUACAAUCUUAUUAGUGUCUCUUCCUAUACUGUUUGUUCUUGCUUUAAAUUGUUUAGAGGUUGAAGCUCAAGUUUGCAGGCCUAGUGGCAAAAUCAUAGGGAAGAAACCUCCUCAUGGAAAAUGCAACACGGAGGACGACUCCGAUUGUUGCUUUAAAGGCAAGAUCUACACAACUUACAAGUGCUCACCCCAAGUAUCUAGCCACACCAAGGCAGUUCUAACCCUCAACAGCUUCGAGAAGGGAGGGGAUGGCGGCGGUCCAUCAGAAUGUGACAAGAAAUAUCACUCUGAUGACAGACCAAUUGUUGCACUAUCAACCGGCUGGUUCAACAGAAAAUCCAGGUGCCUCAACAACAUUACUAUAAGUGCUAAUGGGAGGAGUGUGGUGGCAAUGGUUGUCGAUGAAUGCGAUUCGACGAUGGGAUGCGAUGAAGUCCAUGAUUAUCAGCCUCCAUGUGCUGACAAUAUUGUUGAUGCCUCAAGAGCAGUUUGGGAAGCAUUGGGAGUUCCGAAAAAUGACUGGGGAUAUAUGGAUAUUACUUGGGCUGAUGCUUAA